Molecule: messenger RNA, 2763 nt
Organism: Plasmodium vinckei vinckei
Lineage: Eukaryota; Apicomplexa; Aconoidasida; Haemosporida; Plasmodiidae
Product: serine/threonine protein kinase, putative
Exons: 1
Coding region: 1-2763 (920 amino acids)
Biological process (GO): protein phosphorylation
Cellular component (GO): mediator complex; nucleus
Molecular function (GO): cyclin-dependent protein serine/threonine kinase activity; ATP binding; RNA polymerase II CTD heptapeptide repeat kinase activity
Source: RefSeq, a predicted model, not a curated record
AUGAAAUUAUAUUCAUGUAUAAUUUACACAUGCAUAUUAUGCAAAGUAAUAUCUCUUAUUAAAGUUUUCUAUUGCUCUUUUUGGUAUUUGAUAAAUGUCCAUUUUUUUGUGAAUAAUUUAAAUGAUAAUGAAAUAUGGAAAAAGCAUAUAGACGUUAAUAAAAACGAUAUCCUUAUUUUAUUUAUGCCACCAUACCUAACUUCAAAAGAUCAAAAACUACAAGCAUUAUUUAAUAGUAAUGACAAUAACAAUAACGAUGAAAAUGUAGAGAAUCGAAUUAAUAUAUAUACAAAAGAUAAACAUCAGGAAAACGAAAAAAAUGAAACUUCAAUUAGUUCAUAUGUUGUUUCACUUUUAUAUAAUAAAGAAAAUUACAUUGUAUUGUUUUACAUCUUUUCUUAUAUCUAUUGUUAUUAUAUUAAGCAAAUACAAAAUAUAAUUAAUCAUGUUAUAAUUCAAGAACAAAAACAUAAAACACAUAACAGUCACUUCUUUUAUCAGUAUGCAUAUGCUAAUGAGGUGUGCAAUGAUUCAACAAAAAAUAAACAAAAAUAUCUUAGCUUUAUUGGGAAUAGUGAUAAAAUAUCUAACCCAGAUGGCGUUGAUGAUAAAAAUGUUAGAGAAAAAAAUAAAACUACUGCUAAUUCAAUGUUAGCAAAUAUAAGUAGUGAAGGAGGGCAUGCCUAUUCAUCCAUUGGUGACCUAAUUAAUGAAAGUAAAAUUAAAAAAGACAAAGGGGAUGAUGUUAAUAAUAAAAGUUCAUAUAAUAAUGAAAAAAAAAUUAUAAAAAAUGAAAUUCAUAAAUUAAAUGGGUAUGAAAAACAAAAUGAAGAUAAUAAUCACUAUAUGAAUCAUAUAUUGAAUAAUAAAUACUAUCUUAAAAAAAAAAUAAAAACUCUUUUAAAAAAAACAAGGAUAACACAAUCAUAUGAAUUAGAUGUUAUCCGUUUACCAGGGACAGAAAUAACACAAAAUGAAACAACUGUAAUAAAACAAAAUAAAGAUAAUAUAUGUUCAAAUUGUGUUAUUAGUUCAGACGAAUCUUUAUAUUCUUUAAAAAUUAGGGAUGAAAAUAUUUAUAGCAACAUCGAAAAGUUGAUGCAAAAGGAAAAACAACCUAAUGUGGGAGCAUAUUAUGAUUUUGACAAAGUUUUUUAUUUGAGUGAUGUGCAUACUGAAAAAGAUAAAGACAUCAAUGAAGAUAAACCAACUUACCAGCCAAUGCCAAAUUGGAUAAAAAAUAAAUAUAAAAUGCUCGAUUUUACAAAACAUUUAUUUUUAGAAAAUCCAGAGAAAAAAGAUGAAGAAAAAAAUAAUAAAAUAGAUAAAUAUUAUAAUAAACGAGUAAAUUAUUCUAUUCAAAAUAAAUUAGGAGCAGGGGCAUAUGGAGAAAUAUGGUAUGGUAUUAAUUUAAAUAAAAAUGUUCCAUUUCGGAAUGUGGUUUUGAAAAAGAUACUUAUAAAAAAAGGUAACGAUGAAAAUGAAAAAAAUUUAAAUGAUGAUGAGAGGGAAAAGGAAUAUGAAAUAAGUGCUAUAAGGGAAGUAUAUUUUGGAGAAAUUUUAAAAAAUUGUGAUAAUAUAAGUAGAUAUAUAGAACAUUUUAAAGAAUAUGAAAUAAGUGAAGAUACUAAAGAACAUAUUACAUUUAUAUGGAUUGUGUUUGCAAAUGAAGGAUAUUCAUUAUCACAACAUUUGUUUGAAACGGAUAAAAAUAACUCUGGUAUGAUUAUUCCUAGUAAAUUAUGGUGGAGUAUAAAAAAACAAAAUAUAGGAAUGUUAGUAAUAAAAGAUUUGAUGCGUCAAAUAUUAAAUGGUAUAAAUAUUGCUCAUAAAAAAGAUAUUACACACCGAGAUAUUAAAAUGGAAAAUAUUUUUGUAUCAUCAAGUACUCCAUUUACUGUUCGAAUAGGGGAUUGGGGUAGUGCUGUUGAAUAUAAAAAUGAAUCAUUUUUUUUUACACCUACUAUGGAUGAAGAAACACAAGGAUAUCAACCUCCAGAAUCUUUAUUUGGUCAUAUGAAAAAAAAUUAUAUGCGAUUACCAUAUUAUGAUAUGUGGGGCAUUGGAAUAUUAUUCUUACAAUUUGUGUUAGGUACCAAAAAUCCAUUAGAAGUAAAAAAUAAAAGAAAUGAAAUGAAAUUAAAACGAUUGUAUUCAAAAUAUUCUAAAGAUACUUUAAAAGAAGUAAUUUUUAUACAAGGGCUUUCAGAAUUAUGUUUAAUACCUUGGGCUAGUCAAACCCCUGAUAGGCUUAUACCUCUCUAUGAUAUAAGAAAUAAUGAAAAAAACGCACUUCAAUAUUCUUCUAUAUAUAGAAAAAAUUUAAUUAUAAACAAACUAGAAUAUUUCACUAAUACAAAAAACCUUAUUGAAAUUAAACGAAAAAAAUAUAACCUUAUUAAUAAUAUGAUGUCUAAUAAAUAUAAUUCAUUAAUAUCUUUGCCAAAUUCUCCAGUGUGCCCAAACUGGAAAUGUAUACAUAAAUAUAAUGAUCAAUCUAACUAUAAUAAAUAUAAUACUAAUACAUUUGAUCAAAUUCAAAAUAAAUUCCUUCAACAAAGAAAGGAAAAUUAUAUAUUUUUUAAAAAUAAUUGCAAUGAUGAGCAGUUUCAAAAAAUAUUACAAGAACGCGAUCCAUCAGGUGUUGGACUACCAGAUAAAAAUGCCCGUGACCUUCUUAGACGUCUCCUCGAUUUCGAUUACAACACAAGGAUAACUUCCGAAGAGGCUCUUAAACAUGCAUGGUUUUCAGAAGAUAGCUAA